AUGUCAAAAGAUGGUGUUGCCGCAAUUGAUGUGAUGAUGCCCGACGGGGCGUCUGAAGAUUACCCCAUCACAUUGGAGGAGGCAGAUGCAUCAGACGGCGAGUGGACUAGGAGGAAGCGACAUGUGAAGAGGCUGAAGAAAGUGGAGAGCACCAUUGAGAGGGUGAUAUUUGACUGCCGGUUCUUCGCUCUGAUGGGGGUAGUCGGCUCAUUGAUCGGCUCAUUCCUGUGCUUUGUGAAGGGCUGCUUUUAUGUCUACAAGGCAAUCAUUGCCGCAGCCUUUGACGUCACGCACGGCCUCAACUCUUAUAAGGUCGUCCUCAAACUGAUCGAAGCCCUAGACACCUAUCUUGUGGCGACCGUGAUGCUCAUCUUUGGCAUGGGGUUGUACGAAUUGUUCGUGAAUGAAUUGGAGGCCGUAGCGACUACUGAUUCGGUCGUAGGCUGCAAAUCCAACCUGUUUGGACUAUUUCGCUUGAGGGAGCGCCCCAAGUGGCUGCAGAUCAACGGCCUGGAUGCGCUGAAAGAGAAGCUGGGCCACGUGAUCGUCAUGAUACUGUUGGUGGGCAUGUUUGAAAAGUCCAAAAAGGUGCCCAUUCGAAAUGGCGUGGACCUCGUGUGCGUUGCCACUUCAGUGCUCCUUUGCGCUGGCAGCUUAUACCUGCUGAGUCAGCUCAGCAAGAACGGCAACGGGCACUGACACGUGACAGCUUGAUGAUUUUUAAUUGGCAUUGUAUAUAGCUUCCCUACUCCAUUCGAGACGAACUUCUUCUGGUCCGGAGCCCAUUGCUCCAUAGAGACAAAGAAGGUUUUCCAAUGGAGAGUCGCCGGCUGAGUCACGCAAAGCUGCCGGAUAGACGGCACCUGCUUGCAGCGAAACGGGUGAUACUACUCGUGAAAGAUAGAUUGGCAAACAUCAAAUAGAGGUCAAGUGUACAUAUAUGGUGAGAGAUAGCUGGACCCCUCGCCUUUGAUCGAGCAUCCUAGUUUUACUGGGUGGGAGGCCAUCAUUUGAAGACAGCGUCAUUGGAUUUGGGAGAGAUGGCCGGCGAUCCCGAUAUCGAAGCGAAAGCGACUGAUUCGCCCGCGACGUACGCCAAUAAGGUGCAAGCGCGCUGCGUGGCACAUGCUCCAUUGGAAGGCUCCCUUAACUGGAUAAGCAUAUUCACUUGAUUUAGUUUGUUAAUGCUGUAUCAUUUAUCCUCCA
Klebsormidium nitens is the source of this 1206-nucleotide messenger RNA. The record is from the annotation of a GenBank genome assembly. NCBI's taxonomy places the organism in Eukaryota, Viridiplantae, Streptophyta, Klebsormidiophyceae, Klebsormidiales, Klebsormidiaceae.